Nannospalax galili (Upper Galilee mountains blind mole rat) is the source of this 3208-nucleotide messenger RNA. It is a transcript of the gene Rbm28, whose product is annotated as RNA binding motif protein 28. Gene Ontology annotation, molecular function: RNA binding. Lineage: Eukaryota; Metazoa; Chordata; Mammalia; Rodentia; Spalacidae. The transcript has 19 exons. Bases 91 to 2340 code for a protein of 749 amino acids. The record is from RefSeq and is a predicted model, not a curated record.
GGCAACUUGGCUUGAUCUUCCGGCCAAAGUGAGCCCUCGCGUGCCCUGGUGCGGUUCGCUUGUACCACCACGCGCCCAUUUCCCCGUCUCAUGGCCGGUCUGACUCUCUUUGUGGGCCGCCUCCCGCCUUCCGCCCGCAGUGAGCAGCUGGAGGAGCUGUUCAGUCAGGUGGGGCCGGUGAAGCAAUGCUUCGUGGUCACUGAGAAAGGGAGCAAGGCCUGUCGAGGCUUUGGCUAUGUUACUUUCUCAAUGCUGGAAGAUGGUCAGAGGGCCCUUAAGGAGAUCACCACCUUUGAAGGUUGCAAGAUCAAUGUGACUGUUGCCAAGAAAAAACUGAGGAACAAGUCCAAGGAAAAGAGGAAAAAUGAAAAUUCAGAGUCUCCUAAGAAGGAGCCAAAGGCCAAGAAAGCCAAAGUGGCAGAUAAGAAAGCCAGACUAAUUAUCCGGAACCUCAGCUUUAAGUGUUCAGAAGAUGACUUGAAAACAGUAUUUGCUCAAUAUGGAACUGUUCUGGAAGUAAAUAUCCCAAGGAAGACAGAUGGAAAGAUGCGUGGUUUUGCUUUUGUUCAGUUCAAAAACCUCCUAGAAGCAGGAAAAGCUCUCAAAGGCAUGAAUAUGAAAGAGAUAAGAGGGCGGACUGUGGCUGUGGAUUGGGCUGUGGCAAAGGAUAAAUACAAAGAUACCCAGCAUGCUUCUGCCCCAGUUGCAGAGAAGAGCUAUGAACCUAAACAUCAGGAAUCAGUGAAAAAGAAUGGCAGGGUAGAAGAGCAAGAAGAUGAUGAUGGUGAAAACGAUGAUGAUGGUAACAGUGAGGAAAAAGAUGAAGAGGAGACUAAAGAAUCCAAGGUGAUCACGCAUGUGCAAAUUCAGAAGAGAGCAGUCAAGAAAGCAACUUCUGCAGAAAACAUUGACGAAGACUGUUCUGAAGAGGACAGUGACUUGGAGGAAGGAGGGAGCACUGACAGUGGGGAAGCACUGGUGCAGAGUGAGAGCAGCGCUGAAGAGCAAGAGGGUGAAGAGGUACAAGUCUCAAAGAAAAAGAAGUUACCCUCUGAUGUGAAUGAAGGGAAAACAGUUUUUAUCAGAAACCUUUCAUUUGACUCAGAGGAAGAAGAACUUGGGGAGCUUCUCCAGCAAUUUGGUGCUCUUAAAUAUGUCCGGAUUGUCUUGCAUCCAGAAACAGAGCAUUCUAAAGGUUGUGCAUUUGCACAGUUCAUGACUCAAGAAGCAGCUCAAAAAUGCCUUGCAGCUGCCUCUCCAGAGGCUGAGGGUAUAGGGCUUAAGCUGGAUGGCCGGCAGCUCAAGGUUGACUUGGCUGUGACCCGUGAUGAGGCUGCAAAGCUUCAGACAAAGAAGACGAAGAAGCCAAUGGGAACCCGGAACCUCUAUCUGGCCCGAGAAGGCUUGAUCCGUGCUGGGACGAAGGCUGCUGAGGGUGUGAGUGCUGCAGAUAUGGCCAAACGAGAGCGGUUUGAGCUACUGAAACAUCAGAAACUCAAGAACCAGAAUAUCUUUGUCUCCCAGACCAGGCUUUGCCUUCACAAUCUCCCAAAGGCCGUGGAUGACAAACAGCUCAGGAAGCUGCUGCUGAAUGCCACUAAAGGAGAGAAGGGGGUGCGCAUUAAGGAGUGUAGGGUGAUGCGAGACCUUAAAGCCGUUAAUGGAAAAACAAAGGGUCAUUCCCUAGGCUAUGCCUUUGCAGAGUUCCAGGAGCACCAGCAUGCCUUGAAAGCUCUCCGCCAUAUCAACAACAACCCAGAAAUCUUUGGAUCUCAGAAGAGACCGAUAGUGGAGUUCUCUUUGGAAGAUCGAAGGAAGCUUAAAGUGAAAGAGCUAAGGAUCCAACGCAACCUGCAAAAACUGGAAUUGAAGCCUGUAACCGAUAAGCCCCAAAAGAAGCCCACAGAACCUAGAAAAGAUAAGCAACAGACGGCAGCUCCAGGCCACACAGAGGAUGCAAGUAAGGCUUGUGCAAAGCAGAAAGGGAAGGCUGGCUCCACCUGGACAGGGUUCCAGACCAAGGCUGAAGUGGAGCAGGUGGAGCUGCCUGAUGGGAAGAAGAGAAGAAAGGUCCUGGCGCUUCCUUCACACCGAGGUCCCAAAAUUAGGUUGCGUGACAAAGGCAAAGUGAAGUCCCUUCCUUCUAAGCCAAAGUCCCAGAUAAACCAGCGGAAGCAGAAGAAACAUCAGUUAUCUCCUAAGCAGGCCCCUAGGAAAAAAGCUAAGGGAAAUAAGACUGAAACCCACUUCAACCAGCUGGUCGAACAAUAUAAGCAGAAAUUGUUGGGGCCUUCUAAAGGUGGACCUGUUGUAAAGAGAAGCAAAUGGUUUGAUAGUUGAUGCUGCCUGCAGACUAAAUAAGGAGCCAUGUCUUUCACAGAGGGAAAAAAGAUCCCAGAGCUGCCCCACCCUUUGUUGGGGACUCCUCAGGUUGUAUACAUCUUUGGUUCCUUCUCCAGUGUGUGGUUGGCUAGCAAUGGAGAAAUACCUGGAAAACAUGCUGAAGCUUUUGUAUAUUACCCAGAUUAUUGUAUGAAGUUGUAUAUGUGAUUGUUACCUAUUAUUACUGUUUCUCAAGUAGAAACUAUUGUAAAACAAAACAGUGUUCUGGAGUACUGAAUUUUUAAGAUUCAUAUUUUGUUAAGGAUUCUGUAAAUGAGGUAUUGUGACUUUUUGGAUAAUAGAUUAUGUCUCAUUUCUAAUUUGUAAGUUUAUUUAUGGGCUUUUUAAAAAUGAGUAUUUUAAACAUUUCUAGUUCAGUUAUAUAGUCUGGCAAGAGCUAAGAACAGAGAAAACUGCUUACUAACCUAGUCUCAAAGGUGGGAGCCCUUGACUUGAAAACAGUUGAAGGCAGUGGGCUUGUCAGCCAUUAGCAUCCAACAGGUGUCUGCCCUGUGAAGGGUAAUGGGCUGACUAGAAAUCAGUUUGCAGUGGUUGAACACUAACUAGCCUGGCCAGUUGUAACUUGAUUUUAUCCCUUGGAACUCUUCCUCCUGGGUACUCAGCUUGUGGAUGAGGUAGAAAAUGCAGGGAGCAUGAAGCAGAGGUUCUAGCCUGAGUGCCAGAAGCCUGUGGAGUCUCUUGAGGUGGGGGAGUAUUUGUUUAGUCAUCUCUGGAAUAAGGAAUUUAAACCAAAUAUUCUCUCAGAUAUUUCCCUACCCUACAUGCUUUUUUUCUAAUUCCUUUUUUCUCUCUCCUCUCUCCUCCC